GACUCAGAGCACUAAGUGGGUGGAGGACUACAUGCAGUCAUGGCUCCUUGGGCAAGGACCAAAGUGGAGCGGUAUGGUGUAGUCCUGUGGAACUUUGUUGGCCAAGGAGAGAAGCAGCUUUCUCUGGAGGUGGGAGACACAGUUCACAUCCAGGAGGUCUGCGAUGAAUGGUAUAGGGGCUACCUGUCAAGAAACAAGGCUCAAAAGGGAGUUUUCCCUGCCAGUGUUGUACAUCUUAGGGAGGUCAUCAUUGAAAAACGAGGAGAUGAGGAGGUGGUGGUUUCUGCAGAAAUGCCCCUGGUGAAGGAGGUGACCACCACUCUGAGAGAGUGGGGAAGUAUAUGGAAGCAGCUUUUUGUGGCAAACAAACAUAAGCGUGUGAAGCAGGUCCAGAGGCUGAUGUGGGAGCUGAUGGAGUGGCGUUCCCAGCUCCUGUCUGGCACUCUGCCUAGUGACGAAUUCAAAGAGCUCAAGCAGAAAGUCACCUCCAAGAUUGACUAUGGCAACAAGAUCCUGGAGUUGGACCAGGUGGUUCGAGAUGAGGAUGGAAGCAUCUUGGAACCAGAGCGGGCUAGUGUCAUCAGCUUGUUUCGGGCCCACCAGGCAGCCACUGCCAAGAUCAAUGAACGCAUCAAAGAGGAGCAGUCUAAUGUCCAGACAGAUCACAGUGGGAUAUCAGCACGGAUCCAGUCCUCUCCCACCCACAGCCUCUACGUUUUUGUCAGGAACUUUGUCUGUCGCAUCGGAGAAGACUCAGAACUCUUUAUGUCCCUUUAUGACCCCAUCAAACAGACCAUCAUCAGUGAGAACUACCUGGUACGUUGGGGCAGCAAAGGUUUCCCUAAGGAGAUUGACAUGCUCAACAAUCUGAAGGUUGUCUUUACAGACUUGGGGAAUAAAGACCUGAGCAGGGAGAAGAUUUAUCUGAUCUGUCAGAUAGUGAGAGUGGGCAGGAUGGACCUGAAAGAGACCAACAGCAAGAAGAGCACUCAGGGUCUUAGACGGCCUUUUGGGGUGGCAGUGAUGGACAUCAGUGAUAUCAUCAAAGGGAAGAUCGAAUGCGAUGAGGAGAAGCAGUUUUUCAUUCCGUUCUUCCCGGUUGUUGCUGAAAAUGACUUUCUCCAUACCUUGCUGAACAAAUUGACAACCUUACGAGGAGACAGUGGUGGCCAAGGGCUCUGGGUGACCAUGAAGGCUCUGGUAGGGGACAUAGUUCAGAUUCGGAAGGAAUACCCUCACCUGGUGGACCGCAGCACUGUGGUUGCCCGGAAGCUGGGCUUCCCGGAGAUCAUCAUGCCAGGAGAUGUUCGAAAUGACAUCUACCUCACCUUGCAGGGUGGUGACUUCGACAAGUACAACAAGACGACACAGAAAAAUGUGGAGGUCAUCAUGUGGGUCUGUGAUGAGGAGGGCAAGGUCAUACAGAACUCCAUCUGUCUGGGAGCAGGGGAUAAGGCGGUCAGUGAGUACCGUUCUGUCAUCUACUACCAAGUCAAACAGCCCCGCUGGAUGGAGACAUUUAAGGUGGCAGUCCCCCUGGAAGAGAUGCACAAAAUUCAUUUACGCUUCAUGUUCAGGCAUCGCUCCUCCCAGGAGUCCAAGGACAAGAGUGAGAAGAACUUUGCUAUGGCCUUUGUGCGUCUGAUGAAAGAAGAUGGGACAGUUCUACAGGAUGGACUCCAUGACCUUGUCGUCUUCAAGGGUGACAGCAAGCGCAUGGAGGAUGUGAACUGCUACUUGUCAUUGCCCUCCACCCGCCACCACAAUGACCCCCACAAGGGGACAACACUGAGUCGCAGCUCCAGCAAUGUGUCUGGCAGCGGAGGCCUGUCAGUGAGCUCUAGAGACAGUUUCACCAUCUCGACCCUGGUCUGCUCCACCAAGCUUACCCAGAAUGUGGGCCUUCUGGGGCUGCUCAAGUGGAGGACUCGGCCUGAACUCCUCAGAGAUAACCUUGAGAAACUCAAAAUCAUUGAUGGAGAGGAGGUGGUCAAGUUCCUGCAGGACACUCUGGAUGCCUUGUUCAACAUUAUGAUGGAGCACUCUCAGACUGAUGACUACGACAUCCUCGUCUUUGAUGCAUUGAUACACAUAAUCGGUCUGAUUGCUGACAGAAAGUUCCAGCACUUCAACACAGUGUUGGAGGCCUACAUCAAGCAACAUUUCAGUGCCACACUGGCGUACAAAAAGCUGAUGUCGGUGUUGAAGAGGUACCUGGAUGUCUCUAGCCGAGGGGAGCAGUGUGAACCAAUUCUCCGAACCCUUAAAGCCCUCGAGUACAUCUUCAAGUUCAUCGUUCGCUCACGCAUGCUCUACUCCCAGUUGUACGAGGGGAAAGAGCAGGCAGAGUUCGAGGAGUCACUGAGGAGGCUUUUUGAGUCCAUCAACAACCUGAUGAAAACAGACUUCACCACAACUCUGCUGCUCAGGGUUGCGGCUCUGAAGUAUCUGCCAACAGUCCUGCAUGAUGUUGAGAAAGUAUUUGAUGCGAAACUCCUUAGUGAGUUGCUACAUGACUUUUAUUCCUGCAUUCCCCCUGAGAAACUUCAGAAACAGAAGGUGUCUUCUAUGACUGAAAUUGUCAGCAGCCAACUAUUCCAGAAACAAGAAUGCCGUGAUGUUUUGCUACCCAUGAUGCUACGGGAGCUGAGUGGGGCUCUGGCCAGUAUGGCUGAUGGACCUCAUGAUGAUAGGAGAAACAGUCUGGAGCUUCUCAACAACAUUCUGGAGGUCCUCAGCAGGGACAAUGUGGGAGAAACAUUUCAACACAUCCAGGACAUAGUGGUGUCUCUGCUGACGAUCAUCAACCGGACGGUCAUCACGAUGGGUCGAGAGCAUGCUCUUAUCUCCCGGGUUGUAGCAUGCAUGACAGCUAUCCUGAGCCAGAUGGAUGAUCGUCACUAUUCUACAUACAUCGAAACUUUCUCUGGAACCACAGAUCUAGUGGACUUUCUAAUGGAGUCUUUCCUACUUUUCAAAGACCUGAUUGGGAAACAUGUGUAUCCCUCUGACUGGAUGGCCAUGAUCAUGGUACAGAACAGGGUGUUCCUGAGGGCCAUAAACACCUACGCUGACACGAUGAACCAAAAAUUCCUCAACAACGAUGACUUUGAAGUACAGUUGUGGAAUAACUACUUCCACUUGGCCGUGGCGUUUAUUACCCAGGAGUCUCUGCAGCUUCAGCACUUCUCGCCAACCAAGAGGAACAAGAUUCUGGCCAAAUAUGGGGAUAUGAGAAGGCUCAUUGGCUUCGCUAUACGUGACAUCUGGUACAAACUAGGCAGUCAUAAGAUCUGUUUCAUCCCUGGCAUGGUCGGUCCCAUCCUGGAGAUGACUUUGAUCCCAGAGGAGGAGUUGAGGAGGGCCACCAUCCCCAUCUUCUUUGACAUGAUCACCUGUGAAAAUUCACACUCUGGAAAUUUCCAAAAGUUUGAGAAUGAGAUCAUUCUGAAGUUGGAUCAUGAGGUGGAGGGUGGUGGAGGAGAUGAGCAAUACAUGCAACUGCUGGAAACCAUCCUGCUGGAAUGUGCUUUAGAGAAGCCCACGCUCAGGCCACAGGUGCAGCACUUUGUUGCCUUGGUGAAGGGACUCCUCAUUCGUCUCCUUGACUACCGUACAGUGAUGAGCGAUGACAGCCGCAACAACCGCAUGAGCUGCACAGUCAAUCUUCUGAACUUUUACAAGGACAUCAAUCGUGAAGGGAUGUACAUCAGGUACCUCUACAAGUUGAAGGACCUUCACCUGGAGGGUGAAAACUACACUGAGGCAGCAUACACACUUUUGCUCCAUUCUCGCCUGCUCAAGUGGUCAGAUGAUAUGUGCAGCCCCCAGUUUGAGUCCCACGGCGCCCAAACCCAGCGGCAGCAAAAAGAAAAUCUUUACGACAACAUCAUUGACUACUUUGACAAGGGCAAGAUGUGGGAAGAGGCUAUCACUCUGUGCAAGGAGUUGGCUGAACAGUACGAAAACGAGAUCUUUGAAUACGAGUUACUCAGCAAGCGACUGGAGAAACAAGCAAAGUUCUAUGAGAACAUUAUGAAGAUCUUGAGGCCAAAGCCAGACUACUUUGCAGUGGGCUACUAUGGACAAGGCUACCCUCCAUUCCUCAAGAACAAGGUGUUUAUCCACCGUGGUAAGGAAUAUGAGCGCAGAGAGGACUUCCAGAACCAGCUGAUGAGCCAGUUCCCCAGCUCUGUACGCCUCAACACCACCACCAUGCCAGGGGACGAUAUCAGAAACUCUCCACUCCAGUACAUCCAGUGUUUCACAGUGCAGCCUGUCCUCGAGAUCCCUCCUCGCCUGAAGAACAAACCGGUCCCUGACCAGAUUAUCAACUUCUACAAGUCCAACUACGUGCAGCGGUUUCACUAUUCCAGACCUGUGAGGAAAGGACCUGUGGACCCAAAUAAUGAGUUUGCUUCUAUGUGGAUCGAACGCACAACCUUCACCACUGUGUACAAACUGCCAGGGAUCCUGCGCUGGUUUGAGGCCACUGAUAUGAAACAUACUACCUUGUCUCCGCUGGAGAAUGCUAUUGAGACCAUGGAGUCCACAAAUGAGAAGAUUCUGACCAUGAUUAACCAAUACCAGGCCGACGGGAGCCUUCCCAUCAACCCUCUCUCAAUGCUGCUCAAUGGCAUUGUGGACCCUGCUGUCAUGGGUGGCUUUGCCAAGUAUGAAAAGGCGUUCUUCACUGACGAGUACAACCAGCAGCACCCAGAGGACCGAGAUAAACUGCUGCGCAUUAAAGAUCUCAUCGCAUGGCAGAUUCCAUUACUGGGGGGAGGAAUCUCCCUCCAUGGCAAGAGAGUGACAGAUGAUCUGCGUCCAUUCCAUGAGCGCAUGGAAGAGUGUUUCAAACAGCUCAAGAAGAAGGUGGAGAAGGAGUAUGGAGUGAGAGAGCUGCCUGACCUGGUUGAGAGGAAGUCCACUCGUCCUCGAUCCAUGCUUCGCUCCAUUCGUCAGUCUAUCAUUUCGAUUUCCUCUUUGCAGGGAUCUGAAUGUGGGACUCCAACCAAGCUCCAUGCAGACAGGGACCUCCCCCCUGAGUCACCAGUGUCUUGGACCUCCACCCUGCAGCGCUCCAGUGGCAGCGUGAGCAUAACCUCAGUGGAGGAGGGGGUGGUGACUGUGGGAGAUGCAGAGGUCAAGCUGAGGAAGAGUAAGAAAAAGAAGAAGAGGAGCAGCAUGAUCUUCAUCUCAGAGGAGAGAGAGAGGACAAGUACACUGGACUGCAAACGGCUGUCCAAGAAACAGGAGUUCCGCAGUGACACAAACCUGGCAGAUCCUAAUGAAGGAAACGUCUCGCUGACCAGUGCAAACUCCAGAUCCCUGCCUGCCAUCACAGGUCUUUCCUUGGCAGUGGUGGGGGGAGGAGAGGAGGUGGAAACCACCAGAGCCAGGAGGGACAGUAAAAGCAUGUCUGUCUGUGGGACUUCUGAUCGGACGGCAGACAGACGCUCAAAGGGCGUCAUCAACCUCCUCUUCAAAUCCAAGAGCUCCAAAACAGAGGAUGUGAAGCCCAGUGAUCCAGCCAAAGACAGUGACAGUCAUUUCUAAAAUCCAUCAUUUUAAUGUCUCAUUUCCUUUACUGAUUUAUAUGCAUUUUUUUUUACAAACGGGUUCACAUAAACCUUAAGCCAAAACCAAAUUUAUGCCGUUACUCACUCUCUCUCUCUCUCUCUCAAACACACACACACACACACACACACACACACACACACACACACACACACACACACAGACACA
Molecule: messenger RNA, 5748 nt
Organism: Scomber japonicus (chub mackerel)
Lineage: Eukaryota; Metazoa; Chordata; Actinopteri; Scombriformes; Scombridae
Product: dedicator of cytokinesis protein 2-like
Exons: 51
Coding region: 40-5559 (1839 amino acids)
Biological process (GO): cell migration; small GTPase-mediated signal transduction
Cellular component (GO): plasma membrane; cytoplasm
Molecular function (GO): guanyl-nucleotide exchange factor activity; small GTPase binding
Source: RefSeq, a predicted model, not a curated record